This is a messenger RNA of Strongylocentrotus purpuratus (purple sea urchin), 1924 nucleotides long. RefSeq names its product phospholipase B-like 1. The record is from RefSeq and is a predicted model, not a curated record. Gene Ontology annotation, biological process: phospholipid catabolic process. Bases 1 to 1590 code for a protein of 529 amino acids. The transcript has 10 exons. NCBI's taxonomy places the organism in Eukaryota, Metazoa, Echinodermata, Echinoidea, Camarodonta, Strongylocentrotidae. Gene Ontology annotation, molecular function: glycerophospholipase activity. Gene Ontology annotation, cellular component: extracellular region.
AUGUCAAGAGAGUUACUGCAAGGUACCGUAUACAAGCACGAAGAUGGAACUUUCACGGUCAGUUCCGGCAUCAUCGACAAACAAGGGGCCGCGUACGGCUCCUACAACAACACCCUCUUCCAGACCGGAUGGGGAGAGCUGCACCUGUUCGCCGGGUACUCAACGGGGAACAACGGCGCCCUCUCUGACGUUGACAGAAUGUACGCAGCAGGCAUCUUGGAAGGAGCUUUGACGGCCAAGCAGAUUUCCCAGACCUUGCAGAACAUCAAUGUAACCUUCUUCAGUGCCGAAGGCGACCCAGAGAUCUGGAGGAGGGUCGCAGACUUCUUCGAGACCCAAGACGCCUGGAUGAAGGGGAUGAUUAUAGAGAGGGCCGACGAGGACCCCUUCUGGGAGGGCGUGGGCCUGGUUCUCGCCCAGUUUGAGGGCCUGAUAAAGGGGUAUGAGAUGAGCCAAUUCUCCAACGCGUCUACGUCCAAUGGUUUCUUGGCCAUGCAAGUCUUGAAUUCCUGUGGGGAUCUCCUGGACCUCAAGAGUGCCGUCAUGCCAUCCCUGAUCCCCGACUGGGACAAGCUCACCAAGAAAGAGUUUCUCAAGUUCAUUCGCACCUCGGGACAUUGUUCAGCACUUGUCAAGGUACUGCCAGCCUUUGAAGACGUCUUCAUGUCUCACUCGAGCUGGUUUACCUACAGCGCUACCCUCAGGAUCUACAAGCAUUAUCAUUUCAAGCUUGACUUUGAAGGAAAUGCUGCCGAAGUGACUUCGUUCUCCAGCUACCCAGGGUUCCUGGAAUCUCUGGAUGACUUCUACAUCAUGAGCAGCGGCCUCUCCAUGCUGCAGACCACCAACAACAUCUUCAACAAGACACUCUACAAGUACGUCAAGCCCCAAUCCCUGUUGGCAUGGCAACGGGUCCGUGUUGCCAACAUGAUGGCCAGAAGCGGCAAGGAUUGGGCUCGCAUCGUAGCCAGAUACAACUCAGGAACCUACAACAAUCAGUACAUGGUCAUCGACAGAACCAAGAUCAAACCCAAUGUGGCCAUCUUGGAUGAUGCAUUGUGGGUGGUUGAACAGGUGCCGACGCUUGUAGCUUCAGGAGACCAAACCAACAUUUUGAGAGCAGGUUACUGGCCCUCCUACAACGUACCGUUCUAUGAAGAGAUAUACAACAUCAGCGGUUACCCGGAGUACGCCUAUAAGGGUGGAGCAGAUAUUUCAUAUCAGCUUGCUCCUAGGGCAAAGAUAUUCAGGCGAGACCAAGGAAAUGUGGUCGAUAUGGAGUCCUUCAAGAAGAUCAUGAGGUUCAAUGAUUACAAGAAUGAUCCCUACUCGGAGGGAGAUCCGUCCAAAUCCAUCUGCAUGCGUGGUGACCUCAUGACCUCUCCUAUGCCAAAUGGUUGCUAUGACACCAAGGUGACCAACCUAGCAAUGGCGGCCAAGCAGACGAGUUACGUCAUCAAUGGGCCGACCCGAGGAGAUGGAAGCCUUCCCCCGUUCAAGUGGGUCGCCCCCUUCACAGGCUGGUCUCACGUUGGACUUCCUCCGGUGUAUGACUUUAACUUUGUGGAAAUGUGUCCAAAGGAACUGUAGGGAUGUUUCAGAAAAAGGGAUAAAUUUACCGGUUGAAUUGGGAGGGAGGUAGGGGGAGGAGGGUGUCUGCUUUCCAUUCUCUGCAUUAUGUGAUAUCAGUACUCGGUAAUCACUUUGUCAAAGCAAAUUUCAAAUGGGUCACCCCUGUUAACACACUGGUCUCAAGUUGGACUUCCUGCACUGUAUGACUUUAACUUUGUGGAAAUGUGUCCAAAGGAGCUGUACGAUUGCUUGAUAAAAGGGAUGACAUUUUUUUCCCAGACAUAAUUGUUUUGGAUUCUCAGUACUACAUGUACUACCUUUUCAGGAAGGGGGUGCAAGAACUUGGAGGGGG